GCCUGUCCUUUGACUUCUCCUAUCCCUAAAAAAAUAAUAUCCCCAAUUCACCAAAACCCAAGUCCUUCAUGAAACAUAAAGGUAAAGACUCACCCUCCACAUAAGUGCAUCACCACAAGCCUGGUUUGAAAGAGUCUUUUGGUUUCUCAGAGAAGGAGAGGGAGAGGGAGAGGGAUAGAGAGUUACAGAGAGAUCUAGAGAGAGAUGGGGAGAGCUCCUUGCUGUGACAAGGAUAAUGUGAAGAAAGGACCAUGGUCACCUGAAGAAGAUGCAAAGCUUAAAGAGUAUAUAGAAAAAUAUGGGACCGGAGGGAAUUGGAUUGCUCUUCCACAGAAAGCUGGUCUAAGGAGAUGUGGAAAAAGUUGCAGAUUAAGAUGGCUUAACUAUCUCAGGCCCAACAUUAAACAUGGAGAAUUUUCUGAUGAAGAAGAUAAGAUCAUCUGCAACCUCUUUGCUAGCAUUGGAAGCAGGUGGUCAAUUAUAGCAGCUCAAUUGCCAGGAAGGACCGACAAUGAUAUCAAGAACUACUGGAACACAAAGCUCAAGAAGAAACUCAACCAAUAUUCCAUGAUGGGCAUAAUUCCUCACCACUCCGCCACCUUCUCAUCUCUUCUUCAUCACCAAACUUCAACCUCAUCAUCUUCACCACCAUCAUACAGAAGCAGCAACAACACUAGUACUCCUACUUACUACACACAUCAACCCAGGUCUUUCACCAGUACUGCUAAUCUGGAAUCCCAUAUUCCAUUUUCACCAAGUCUUUUAAGUAGUACCAAUACUACUACUAAUGCUGCUCUUCAAGUGGGUCAAGAGAGUUAUGUGAGUCAACCCUUGACGCAACAUUAUCAAGCCAAAGAUAACAUCUUGAUGUUUGGGGGUACCACUACUGAAGCAAGCUGCAGUUCUUCUGAUGGGAGCUAUGGUACUGGUUAUAGUGAGGUACAGUUGGGUCUGCAAAACUACUUCUACAAUAAUGGUGCUGAAGCAAACAACCAGAAAAUCAUGGUGUCAGAUAAUGGUCUUGGUCUUGAUCUUGAUCAUGACCAGGCUCCAUUAGAUUAUGGCCUUGAAGAGAUCAAGCAGUUAAUUAGCAGUAGCACUACUACUAGUGGUGGUUGCAACAACUUUUUGUUUGAUGAAAACAAGACAGAGGAAAAGGUCAUGAUGUACUACUGAUGCUGACUGUGAGUGAAAUCAAAGAAGAUUUGGAAGAAGCUAGAAGUAAAGGGAAUAGAGGGGAUGGGUUAAAGAUCUUCAGGAUUUUGGACUACUGGGCUUCUGUGAAUGAAAGAAAAGAGGUUGGAGUUGGUAUGUUUCUGACAGUACAUGGUAAAAGAAGUUUCCUUUUUUGCAUUGCUUUUAGGGAAAUGAUGUAUGUCUAGGUAGCAAGUACACUUUAACUGCACUCAUGGCAUGGAGAUAUCAAAACAAAAACAAAAAAUCUCAUCCAUCUUUUGAGAAUCUGAAAGACAAGUAUGUCCAAGUUGUUUUGUAAUUAUGCAUUGUUCUUCUUCCAUAGUCUUAAUCAUUUCAACUUGGUUCCUUUGUG
This is a messenger RNA of Rosa chinensis, 1549 nucleotides long. RefSeq names its product transcription factor RAX2. The record is from RefSeq and is a predicted model, not a curated record. NCBI's taxonomy places the organism in Eukaryota, Viridiplantae, Streptophyta, Magnoliopsida, Rosales, Rosaceae. The transcript is spliced from 3 exons. Bases 205 to 1176 code for a protein of 323 amino acids.